Molecule: messenger RNA, 1110 nt
Organism: Scedosporium apiospermum
Lineage: Eukaryota; Fungi; Ascomycota; Sordariomycetes; Microascales; Microascaceae
Exons: 4
Coding region: 1-1110 (369 amino acids)
Source: RefSeq, a predicted model, not a curated record
AUGGCCACAAAACUCGCCCCCAUCAUAACUCCAGCCCUCCUCUCCACCAUCCGGCGUUAUCCAAAUCUCCCGCGUAACACGUGGUACUUCGUAGCUGCCACAACACUAUCCAUUAUCAACCGCCCAGAUGAGAUUCCCCACAUUUACAAGCAUGCGCUAGAUGAGCCGACAGACUCGGGCCCCGGUCUGGAGGAACAACUCGCCAUCACGCGGAGGAUAAGAGAAGCGCUGAUCAAGUCUGCUGCAGCGAUAAACGCCCUUUUGGCCCUCAAAACAGUGACACCGCCUGAUCUCCUCGAUGAACCCAUGGCAUUCUCCCCAACGCUAAGGCCUGUCGAUAUCUACGACACGCCGUCCUCCCAGAUCCUCAAUCGCGGCCAAACCUUCUUCGACAAGGUCUACGGCAAGGUCUCCAAGCGUGUAAUGGGGCAGAUGGACCGAUCCGGCACAGAGGAUCUAGGUUUGACGGCCAGGCUCAUGUACGGAUACGUUCUGAGCAACACGAAUGUACUCUCGUCUGCCGAGACGUCGUUCGUUCUCAUCUCCGCGCUAAUACCUCAGGAUGUCAACCCACAGUUAAAGGGUCACCUCAAGGGUGCGCUGAAUGGAGGAGCCAGUGUCGCCGAGGUCACGGCUGUGCGUGAUGUUGUCAUCAAGAUUUGCGAAGCAUCGGGUAUGAAGAGGCUUUCGGACGAUGCUCCGGGCGGUUGGGGCUGGAGGAGCGAGGUCGCCAGUCUGCCAUUGUUGAGGGAGCAAGAGUCAUCCCGGCAAUCUCUCGCCCGCCUAAGCUCUCGAAUCGACGCCCUUUGCCCGGAUGUCGCUCGGAUCGCAUACGGGCCGACAAAUGCGAGUCUCGACAGGAUAGACGGCAAGCUUUCGACCAGCCAAACAUCUCUCAGAGGGAUAAACGACGAGCUUUCGACCAUCAAGAACUCCCUCCGAGAGAUAAACGACCAGCUUUCGAACAGUCAAGCAUCCUUGCAGGAGGCGUUAAACCGCAACCUCGAAGCGUUCGCCGGCGUAGCCGCUCUUCUUGCCGAUAUCCGCGACUCGAAUCAAGCCAUCGUAUCGCAUCUGACAAGCAACAACGAUACGCCUUCGACGUCGUGA